Sarcophilus harrisii (Tasmanian devil) is the source of this 1039-nucleotide messenger RNA. It is a transcript of the gene TMEM86B, whose product is annotated as transmembrane protein 86B. The record is from RefSeq and is a predicted model, not a curated record. The transcript is spliced from 3 exons. Bases 61 to 729 code for a protein of 222 amino acids. NCBI's taxonomy places the organism in Eukaryota, Metazoa, Chordata, Mammalia, Dasyuromorphia, Dasyuridae. Gene Ontology annotation, cellular component: membrane.
CCCAUUCUCCCCCCUCCCCCUUUGCCCGGGUCACACAAUUCGAGGGGUGUCUGGGCAAACAUGGUGGCUCGCGGGAAGGAAUCAGGGAGGACUCUAGAUCCUCUGCUCCUGGGCCUAAGGCUGGGGCCCUUCUUCGCCUCCUGCGCCCUUUACUUCCUCCUCUGGCUGCCCUCGGAGGAGCCCAGCUGGACCAGCGCUCUGGUCAAGUGCCUGCCCGUGCUCUGCCUGGCCGCCUUCGUCUGCACCAGCGCCUGCCCGGGGCCCGGCCGGCGCUUCACCCCCCGGGGCCUCCUCUGCUCGGCGCUGGGGGAUGCCCUCCUCAUUUGGCCCAGCGGGUUCCUCUUUGGUAUGGUGGCCUUCGCCGGGGCUCACCUCUGCUACCUGGGGGCCCUGGGCUGGCGGCCGCUGCGGCCGCUGCUCCUGGGCCCCGUGGCCGCCGCCUUCGGCGCCUACGUGGGGCUCCUGCAUCCCCGGCUGCCGCCCGGCCUGGGGCUCCCGGUGCUCCUCUACGCGGCCGUUCUGGGCCUGGUGCUGUGGCGGGGGCUGGCCCGGGGGGGCCCCGCGGCCCUCGGAGGCCUGCUCUUCAGCGUCUCGGACGCCGUCCUGGCCUGGGACACCUUUGUCCGGCCCCUGCCCUCGGGCCGUCUGGUCAUCAUGGUCACCUACUACGCGGCCCAGGCCCUGCUGGCUCUGGCCGCGGUGCAGCCCAGGGCCCUCAAGGCGGACUGAGCCCCGGAGCCGCCGGCCAGCCUGGCUGCCCCCUGCCCGGGGCCUGGCAGACCCGGUCUGGGACCCGGUCCUCCCGGCGGCCUUCAUCAGCUCCGGGGCUGCUGCCCCCAACAUGACUCCCGGGCUCAUUUCUCCAGAUGAAGAAGAAAACCUUCCCUUGGACGCCCCCCCCCCCCAGCCCCUAGCCUUCUUCUUACUCCCGAAGCCCUCCACUGACAUGACCCACAAUCCUCCUGGCUCCCUGGGUGGGCGUCCGGCCCUCGGCAAACCCGCCGCCACCUGCCCAGACACUUAAUAAAGCUGACAUUGA